UAUGAUUGAAUAGAUUGAAGGAAUUAACAUAGCAGUUGAAGGAUGCUUUCAUGGUAAUUUUGAUGAAAUUUUUGGUACAAUUAGAGAAAUUGAAAAAUAAAAAAAAAUAAAAAUUGAUUUGCUUUUAGUUUGUGGGGAUGUUUAAACUCAUAGAAAUAAACAUGAUAUGUUUAAUAUGGCUUGUCCUAUUAAAUAUUUAUCAAUGGGAACAUUUUAUAAAUAUUAUUAAGGAAAAGAAGCAGCCCCUUGUUUAACAAUUUUUAUUGGUGGUAAUCAUGAAGCUUCAAAUUAUUUAAGAGAAAUGUAAAUUUUUAAUUAUAUUAUUUUUAGGUAUUUUGGAGGAUGGGUAGCUCCAAAUAUUUAUUAUCUUGGAGAUUCUAAUAUCAUUUAAAUUAAAAAAGGAAACACUACUUUUAAAUUAGGAGGGACUUCAGGAAUAUUUAAAAUUUUUGAUUUUAAUAAUCCUAAAUUAGAAUCAUUUCCAUUUAAAAGUGAAUAAUUACGUUCUGUAUAUCAUACAAAAUAAGUUGAUCUUUUUAAAUUAAGUUUAUAUGAAGGAGAAGUAAAUAUGUUUUUAUCUCAUGAUUGGCCAUAAUGUAAUAAAAAAUAUAUAUAUUUUAUAGAAAUACAUUAACAUGGAUCAACUAAGGAACUUUUAAAAAAGAAAUAAAAUUUUGAGGCAGACAUAAAAUCAGGCAGACUUGGUAGUCAGCCUCACAAAUUUACAUUAGAAAGAUUAUAGCCAGAUUUUUGGUUUGCAGCACAUAUGCAUGUUAAAUUUGAAGCCUUAGUAAAACACAAAAGUGGAAAAUAAACAAAGUAUUGAGAAUUAACAAUUUCAAUAGAUUCUUAGCCUUAGAUAAAUGUAUUGCAGGGAGAGAUUUCUUAUAAGUUUUUACAUAUACUAAAGAUAAGCAAGAUUUAUAUGAAUAAUUUGCAUAUAAUGAUGAACCAAUAGAAUUAUUUUAUGAUUCUGAAUGGCUUUCUAUUGUCCAUACUACAUAUAAAUUAUUAACAAUUUGGGAUAAAAUACCAAAAUUAUUUGAAUAUAAUCCUGCAUUGAAAGAGUAUAUAAAAUAUAUAUUAUAAGGUUAUAGAUAAUGAAAAAAGAUAAAUAUUAAGAAUUCUUAAAUGAGAAACAUUAAAGAAUGAAAAUAUUUGGAAAUCAUAAAAUAAAGAUUCCUAAUAAUUUCGAAAUCACUAGUCCACCCUAUGAUGAAUAAGAUAAUACUAUUAAAAGUUUAGUUCCACCAAAUAGAGUUCCUUUGAAUAAUUAAAUGAAAAGUUAUCUAAACUUAUUUAAUGAAUCAGGAUAAGAAUUAAAUGGUUUAAUAUUUUAUGAACCAGAUUAACCUAGAAUAAUUGGAGAAUUUGUUACUCCAGAUUUUUUGUAAAAGUAGAUUGAAUUAGAAAAUCAAAAAGAGAUUUUAUAAUAAAAAGAUCUUUAGUAAUAAGAAUAAUAAGAAGAACCUUCUUCACCAAAAGAUGAUGAGUUAAAUAUAUAAGACUUUCCAUUUUUAUAAUGA
Molecule: messenger RNA, 1526 nt
Organism: Paramecium pentaurelia
Lineage: Eukaryota; Ciliophora; Oligohymenophorea; Peniculida; Parameciidae
Source: the annotation of a GenBank genome assembly